Molecule: messenger RNA, 602 nt
Organism: Plectropomus leopardus (leopard coralgrouper)
Lineage: Eukaryota; Metazoa; Chordata; Actinopteri; Perciformes; Serranidae
Source: RefSeq, a predicted model, not a curated record
AGAACAAAGAAAACACUACACCAAAACCAGCAUCAACAGUCUGACGGACACGUCGCAGUAUCAUGUGGAGCACUUGACCACGUUCGUGUUAGACCGCAAAGACGGGAUGAUCACAGUGGACGAUGGCGUCCGUCGUCUUCGUCUGCUGGACGCUAAAGGAAAGGUUUGGACUCAGGAGAUGUUGCUGCAGGUGGAAGAGAAAACGGUCAGCCUCAUCGACCAGGAGACGAAGAACGAGCUGGAGAACUUCCCCAUCGGGACGAUCCAGCACUGUCAGGCUGUGAUGAACGCCUGCAGCUACGACUCCAUCUUGGCUCUGGUGUGUAAAGACUCGGGUCAGACCAAACCGGACCUCCACCUGUUCCAGUGUGAUGACAUCAAGGCGAAUCUGAUCCACGCAGACAUAGAUAGUGCCAUGAUCGAUGCCAAAGGAGGCAAAGUGAAGAAGAGACCAGAGACGCUCAAGAUGAUUCUAAAAAGUGACGGGAUCAUCCCUCCUCCCCCUGCUGCUCCCGCCCCUGAACCACCAGAACCGUCCAAUCAGGUGGACGUGAAGAGUCGAGCGGCCGCUUGGUCAGCCUGGACCAAUGAGCAGCAAGACU